AUGGCAUUUGUGAGUGCUGUGACUGGCGAUGACUCGACGAAGAAAUUCAUGGAUGUCUUACAAAACGAUUUCAAAACUUUAAGUUUGGAGACUAAAAAGAAAUAUCCCCAGAUAAGAGAGGCCUGCGAUGAAGCCAUUGAGAAGUUGUCACUUGCCUCAAAUAAUCCUCAAGCUUCUUUAUAUGGAGUGGUUAAUCAGAUACUUUAUCCGUUAGUACAAGGAUGUGAAUCAAAAGACAUAAAAAUUAUUAAGUUUUGCUUAGGUACUAUACAACGUUUAAUAGCUCAACAAGGCAUUGAUGCGAAGGGAGCCCGACAUGUAGUAGACUGCCUUUAUAAUCUGGGGCAAGCUGGAGUAUUGGAGCUGAAACUUCUUCAGACUGCCGCUUUAUUAAUGACCACAUCAGAUCUUGUUCACGGAGACACAUUAGCUAGGACGAUGGUGAUGUGCAUGCGCACCGUGUCACCGGGCGAGGCGCGCGACGUGAGCACCAGCCACGCGGCCGCCGCCACCGUCCGCCAGCUGGUGGCGCUGGUGUUCGAGCGCGCGCUCGCCGAGACGGACGGCAAGCUGAAAGUGAACCCGGCGGACGUAAGGCUGCAGUCGAACACAAAAGCGCCCAAAGAACUCAAGCCCUGCGCGACUGACGCCUACCUUAUAUUACAAGACAUCAUACAGCUGAUAAACGGAGACUCCGCCCAUUGGCUAGUGGGUAUUUCGGAGGUGCCCAAGACCUUUGGCCUGGAACUCCUCGACACGGUCCUGACAGACUUCUCCGCGGUGUUUUUCAAAAUUCCCGAAUUCAGAUUCCUGCUGAAGGAACACGUAUGCGCUCUCAUAAUAAGACUCUUCUCGCCGAAUGUUAAAUACAGGGCCGCUUUCACGUCGCUGCACAUUCCGGGGGCGGGCGCCGGCGCGGCGCCGGGCGCGGCCGGCAGCCCGGCGCCCGAGAGGCCGCACUUCCCCGUCACGAUGCGCCUGCUGCGGCUCGUGUCCGUCAUAGUGCAUAAAUAUCACGAGGUCUUGGUAACGGAGUGCGAGAUCUUUCUAUCUUUGACCAUAAAGUUCCUCGACCCGGACAAACCUCUGUGGCAACGGGCCUUGGCGCUUGAAGUACUCCACAAAAUGACCAUACAGCCCCAUCUGCUGAGGGCGUUCUGCGAGUGCUACGACAUGAGGCCGCACGCGACCAACAUAUUCCAGGACAUCGUGAACGCGCUAGGCGCUUACGUGCAGAGCCUCUUCGUCGCCUCCCAGGUCAACCAGCAAGUGGCAUCGGCUGGAAUUCCGCAACAAGCAGGAUUCUAUUGGAAGGGUGUUUGGCUCCCGUUGUGCGUUACAUUUGAACCUGGGACCGCUAAGUCUAUUUAUAUUGAGAUGUUGGACAGAAGCGAGGCGCCAACGAUACAAGAGGGCUACGGCAUCUCCGUGGCAUACGCGUGUCUCAUGGAGAUCAUAAGAUCCAUAGCGAUUAGUGUGGAAGGCGACGAAUACUUCAGGCUUCAAGAACUAUACGAGGACGUGCAGAACGACGGCGAGGAGGUCAAUUCGAACAAAACGGGAAAUAAUAAUAAAGAGACGGAAAUUAGUUCGGACACCAAAGAGAUAUCGAACAACGGGCACGGUGCGGCAGAUCAGAACUCGAACGUGGUGGAGAAAAUCAAUCCCGAAAUCGAGGAGAAGGAGAGGCUUUUGAACUUGCAGGUUAUAAAGUCAUCGUGGUGCGGCCUCGUAUGGGGCCUAUCGGUGUUGGCCGAAGCUAGCAUGGGAGAGCUGGAGAACAUUCUCUGUGCCAUUCAGACCUUGGCCAGGGUUAGCGGAAAGGUGGGCGUGUGCGGGGCGCGCGACGCGUGCGUGGGCGCGCUGUGCCGCGCAGCGCUGCCGGCGCAGUACUGCGUGCCGGUGCUGGGCGCGCUGGGGGCGCUGGCCUGCCCCUGGGCGCCGGCCGCCCGCGCGCCCCACCCGCCCGCGCCCGACCUGCGCCACCACGUGGUCUGGGUGGGCACGCCGCUGCCCUGCGCCCAGGUGCCCACAGGCCAACAGCAGUCGUUCGUGAUGGUGACGUCACGCCACGUGACCGCCAUGAAGGCGCUGCUGAACGCCGCCCGCCGCGACGGAGACACCAUCCAGCAGGCCUGGCUGCCGGUCCUCACCACGUUGCAGCACCUGGUGUGGAUCCUGGGUCUGAAGCCGUCGACAGGGGGCAGCAUGAAGGCGAGCCGAGCCAGCGCCGAUGCCAACGCAGUCAUGAGCACCUCCGCCGUCAUGGCGGACCUGCCUGGUCAGCAAGUUCCGGUGGCAGAGUCCCUCGGAGUAAUGAGCGCCCUAUCGGCGAUGCUCUCGAGGGUUUUCGAGUCGUCCAAGAAUCUUGACGACGAGGCCUUACACCACCUUAUCGAAGCCCUCUGCAAACUCUCCAACGAAGCGAUGGAGUUGGCUUACUCCAACAGAGAGCCGUCCCUGUUUGCCGUGGCAAAGCUAUUGGAGACGGGAUUGGCCAAUAUGCACCGGAUCGAAGUUAUGUGGAGGCCAAUCACGAACCACCUGUUAGAGGUGUGCCAGCAUCCGCAUAUACGAAUGCGCGAGUGGGGAGUGGAAGCCAUCACAUACCUCGUGCAGGCGGCAUUCCAGUACCACCACAACAAUCCGGCGCUUAUUACUGAAGCGCGGCAGCGGGCGCUGCUCGAGCCGCUGGCCGAGCUGUGCGGCGUGCGCCACUGCGACGUGCGCGCGCGCCAGCUCGAGUGCGCGGCGCGGCUGCUGCACUCGCGCGGCGACCAGCUCGGCGCCGCCUGGCCGCUCAUGGUCGACGUCAUCGCCGCCGUCUCCGAGCGGCACAGCGAGCAGCUGGUGCGCUCGGCGUUCCAGUGCGCGCAGCUGGUGGCGGGCGACCUGCUCGGCUGCGCGGGCCCGCGCUGCCUGAGGCGCGUGCUGGCCGCGGCGGCCGCCUUCGCGCGCCAGACCAAGGAGCUCAACAUCAGCCUCACUGCCGUCGGCCUCAUGUGGAACAUAUCGGACUACCUGUACCACAACCGCGACAAGCUGUCCGCCGCGCUGGCGAGCGACACCGUCUGCCCCGAGGUGCCCAACCACGCGGAGCUGCCGCCCCUCGACCGGCUCUGGAUGUGCCUCUACAUGCGGCUCAGCGAGCUGUGCACGGAGGCGCGCGCGCCGGUGCGCCGCGCCGCCAGCCAGACGCUGUUCAGCUGCAUCGGCGCCCACGGCACGCUGCUCGGCAAGCCCGCCUGGCGGGCGCUGCUGGCCGUGCUCUUCCCCAUGCUGGAGCAGGUCCAAAAGCAAUCGAACAUCGCGAGCUCCGAGAAGGUGGACACGGGGGAGCACAUACUCAUCCACCACACGAGAAACACGGCGCAGAAACAAUGGGCAGAGACGCAGGUGCUGACUCUGUCGGGCGUUUCGCGAGUCUUCCACUCCCGCUUCCAGCUGCUGACGACGGUUGGAGAUUUCAACAGGUCCUGGACCGCUCUGCUGGACUACAUCACUGACUUCGCACUGAGGAGGAGCCACGAGGUGUCCCUGGCGGCGCUGAAGUCCUUCCAAGAGGUGGUGUCGGCUGCUGGCCGCGCGGAGUGCGAGCCUGGCGUUUGGCCGGCCGCCUGGCAGGCCUGGAGCGACAUCGCGGCCGCCGUUGGUGACCACCAACCGGUUCAAGAGGAGGGCAAACCGGUGGAGGUGUACGCGCCCUCGCAAAACUUCCUCACAACACUGGUGCAGAUAUUCCCGCUAAUAUUCCAGCACAUACGCUCGAACUUCACCGCCAACGACGUGCAGCGCCUGGGCGGGUGCCUGUGCCGCAUCUGCAGCGCCGAGACCGCCAGCGCCGUGGCGGCGGGCACAUCACUAGCGCCCGCCGCGCCCGUCACCCUGCACGCGCUGCACUGCCUCGAGGCGCUGCACAAGGAGGCACUGUCGCGGCACGAGCUGCUGCCGCCGCUGUUCGAGGCGCUGACGUCAUUAGCGGCCGCCUGCGCGGAGAGGGCGGCGCGCGGGGAGCGGGUCGAGAGGGGCGAGCGGGGACCCCAAGCCGGGGCCCGCUGCCUGUCCGCCGCAGCGGCCCUCUACCGAGCGGCCCCCGCGCCCAGCGCGCCACAGCUGCCCUGCCUGCUGCGGGCACUUCACUCGGCCGUGCAAAAGUGCGGCACGGAAAAGGGUCGUCGCAACAGCGAGCCGUCAGAAGACACCGCGCAAAUCGCCUCGCUGUUGCUCCAGGUUCUCGCUACCGGUUUACCUCUAGCGAGGGAGAAACCGGCGGACUACGAAGAUUUCUGGGAGGUUCUGCCCACCGUUCUCGAGACGUUUAUGUUUGAGCCGCCGGUCGGCGGCGGGUCGCACGCGCGCGAGCUGGUGGGCAUCGUGCGCGACGAGGUGCUGCGGGGGACGCCGCGCGCGCCGCCGCAGCACGCGCGCCGCGUGCUCAAGCUGCUGCGCGCCGCCUCGCUGCACGCGCAGCCGCGGCCCGCGCAAAACGAACAGGAGCUCCGGGAAAGGGAGGAGUUCGCACGGACGUGUUUCGAAACUCUCCUCCAGUUCUCGAUGCUGGAGGACAUCGACUCCCUCACCGGAGGUGAUAGUGAAACCGACCCUUUGGCAAUCAUGCCCCUGUUGGAUAGAUUCCAGGAGGUCAUAUCCAAGUAUACCGGCGAGGAUGAUAAUACGGAACCUUUACCAAGGCAUCAGCUUUCUGAGAUAUCGUUUGUGCUGAAAGCGAUCGCGAGCCUCACGGAGGCGAUGAAGAAAGCUCCACCAGGCAAAGUGGACACCACUGCGUGGGAUAAAUUGAUAGUCGUGUUCAAUGCACCAAAUGCCAUGGCACCGAUUGUCGGCCGUGUCUUCGUUCGACGAAGAAGCAUUAAUGAUUUGCCAACCGUCGACUCGAACGGCGUAGUGGGUAGUGUACUUGCCUUCUGCGCCAUAGGGCGUGGGGCUGUACCCCGCGCUGGUGCGGCUGGCGGCGAGCGCCCGCGCGGCGGCCGCCGGCGGAGCCCUGCGCGAAGCCCUGCUGCAGUUCGCCGCGCUCCUCGCCCCGCCCGCGCCGCCCCUCUAGCGCCGAGUGCUCUACACCAUACGCAUAUAGAGCACGCGCCUGUAGCGCCCGGAAUGUUGGCUGCUUUGGCCGUGGCCGCUAAUCGUCCG
Molecule: messenger RNA, 5154 nt
Organism: Iphiclides podalirius (scarce swallowtail)
Lineage: Eukaryota; Metazoa; Arthropoda; Insecta; Lepidoptera; Papilionidae
Source: the annotation of a GenBank genome assembly